Molecule: messenger RNA, 180 nt
Organism: Cetraspora pellucida
Lineage: Eukaryota; Fungi; Glomeromycota; Glomeromycetes; Diversisporales; Gigasporaceae
Source: the annotation of a GenBank genome assembly
GAUAAAAAAGGUGAAGACAUUUACAGGCUACGAAUGGCUUUACAACAAAUGAUUCAAACAGAAAGAGAACGAAUUGCCAGAAUUGAAUCGGUUCCACAAGAUACCAUUGUUGACGAACAAAGAACCGAAAUAAAUCGAAUUGCUCCAAAUGCGAAAAUUAGAUGUCAAAAUAAGUAUUGA